UCCGGCUCCCCUGCCACGAUGGGCCACGGCCACAGGUCGCGGUCGUUCACGACUCUGUCCGAGGCGUGCGCGGCGGCGGUAAAGCCGGUGAGGAGGAGCGAGGGGGAGCGGAGGGGCGCCGAUUUCCUGAAGAAGGUCAGGAAGGUCAGCGCUGCGUCCAUCGACGGCAACAGCAGCGACGUCGACGAUGACGAUGACGAAUCGGACGUCUCGUCGUCGAUUUCCACCACGAGGAGGAACUGGGAUUUCACCGGCAGUAUAAGACCCGUCGGCCCCCGGAGACGCAGCAAUAGUAUUUCUCCAGGGAGAUCAGGCCCAAACCAGAGCGGCACCACGAAUGACCCACUGGAGUCGGUGAGAAGGAAAGCCGAGAAGGCAUUCAAGGUGCUCUCCAAGAGGAGCGCGCACGCCUCAAGCAAGACGCCCAGAGAGAGCUCCAGCGCGGCGGGGACACCGCGGAGCACCGGUGCGACGAGCGGGAUCCGGUGGUGCGAGGACAAUGUGCUGUGGAGCUCGCUCUCCUCGAGCUUAACGAGGCAUGGCAAGGAGGCAGUGAAGCAGAGAGACAUGGCGCUGCAGGCUGUGCUUGAUGGAUUGCUAGAGGCAUCCACCACCGAGAAGUUGAUAAAAUGCUUGAGUACAUACUCUGAACUGCAAUCUGACAAGGACGACGACCCAAAGGAGCUCAUCGACAGGUUCUUGCGCUUCUCCCAAGAACUGGACCAUGCCAUGUUCGUCGCUCAAUCACAGACCAGGCUUCGUCAAGCGAAGUCAGGUGGUUCCAAUUCGACCUCCUCGGCUUCGGCCAAGGCUGCCAUGAAGGCCGCGCUGGACAGGAAACAGUCCGCCAUCUCAUGGGUCAGAGCAGCCAUCGAAGCCGACCUCUCACCUCUCUCCAGCCAUACAAGAGCCACCUCUGAAUCCGCAAAGGCAUCGCCGUCCGAAUCAAAGCCUGUCACCCCACGGCUCUGCUGUUCCAAGACAAAGUGCAACUGUAACAGCAAGUCUUCCUCGAGGAAAACCGCCGACGCUUCUUCCCAAGGGAGCAAGCUGAGUGCCGCCAUGGACCUGGCCGUCGCGCUGCGGUCGGAAUGCAACCGGUGGUUCCUCAAGUACAUCGACAAGUUCCUGGACGACGUCGAGAACGAGGCCGGGUACACGACGACGUGCGAUUCGCAGGUCGCGGGGCUUCUGCAGCAGCUCAAGAGAGUGGACGACUGGCUCAACCAUGUCGUGCGGCAGGAGCGGAUGCUUCCGGGGCCGGGAGACAGAAGCAGCAGGGACUGCGUGUUUUCCGAGGAGGAGGAGAACGAUGCGUGCGAGAGGGUUCGGAGGAAGAUAUACGGGGCGCUCCUAAGGCAUGUCCAGUAUGCUGCGACAGCGCUAGAGAAUAUGAAUAGUGUAGUAACUGAAGAGGAGAAUUAGUUGCUAGUGGCAGUAACUAGGUAAUCUCUAGACAGAGACAGAAUGAACAAUUUCAGAAGUUAAUGUAAGUGGAUCGUCGUCACACAUCAAGUAACAUGAAUAAGUGUCUGUGACUGAGGGAGAUCGAGCCACAGAAAGAAUGGGCAUUCAAGGAGGUGUUCUGGAGGUUAUGGUAACCGACCGUCGAAAGUCA
Messenger RNA from Triticum urartu, 1618 nucleotides. Its product is annotated as protein CORTICAL MICROTUBULE DISORDERING 2-like. Lineage: Eukaryota; Viridiplantae; Streptophyta; Magnoliopsida; Poales; Poaceae. The record is from RefSeq and is a predicted model, not a curated record.